CUUCCUCCGGCCCGUCACCCCGCCCCCUUCGCUUCUACCUCUACCGACGCCGCCGCUCCCGCGCCCUCUGCCGCUACCGCCGUCGUCGCCGCCGCCCAGGGUCUCACGGAGGAGCGGUCACCGGCUGUGGAGGCAGCGCGGCCCAGGCCUAGCGCCGGGUGCGAAGCCGGAAGCACAAACGGAAGAGCCGAGCCGAGCCGGCCGGCCAGCUGUAGCCGGAGCAGGAGAGAAGGAAGAGAAUGAGUCCAUCGUGCCACUAAGAAGUUUAGGGAAAAGAAAUUGAAGAACUUCCAGUUUUGGACUUUCAUCUAAAUAGGAGAUAUGCUAGAAUAAAAACAAGUUUCUUAUGGAAGGAACUGCUAAAUAAUCAACAUCAGUGCUGAAAGAUUAGCAUAAAAUGGCAGACCAGAGACAGCGUUCACUUUCUACCUCUGGAGAAUCGUUGUACCUUGUUCUUGGGUUGGACAAGAAUGCAACCUCAGAUGAUAUAAAAAAAUCAUAUAGAAAGCUUGCAUUGAAAUAUCAUCCUGACAAGAAUCCAGAUAACCCAGAAGCUGCAGACAAGUUUAAAGAGAUCAACAACGCGCAUGCAAUAUUGACUGAUGCCACAAAACGAAAUAUAUAUGACAAGUAUGGCUCAUUGGGUCUUUAUGUAGCUGAGCAGUUUGGAGAGGAGAACGUGAACACCUAUUUUGUGCUGUCCAGCUGGUGGGCAAAGGCCCUAUUUUUAUUUUGUGGGAUCAUUACUGGCUGCUACUGUUGCUGCUGUUUGUGCUGUUGCUUUAACUGCUGCUGUGGAAAGUGUAAACCUAAACCUCCUGAAGGUGAUGACCAAGAAUACUAUGUCUCCCCAGAGGACUUGGAGGCACAGUUACAGUCUGACGAGAGGGAGGCCACAGACACACCUAUUGUGAUACAACCAGCAUCAGCCACAGAGACCACCCAGCUCACAACUGACUCCCACCCCAGCUACCAUACUGAUGGAUUUAACUAAGUUAAGAAAACACUGUAAUUAGAAUGGAUAAAUCAGUACCUGGCCAAUCAACAUUAGAAUCAUGAACAGUAGAAAUAGAGAUCCGGGGAGGGAACAACUCCUGCCACAGGGAAAGGGCAGACACUGACCUGCCAAGAAUAUUUUGUAAUCCCUUCAGCCUUUUCUGUCACCUUCAGUGUCGUAUCUUGAUGAUACAUGAAGUGCUGUAGCAUGCAGUAUUUAAAGCAGUUUAGCUACGGUCUUCCUUUAUUCUUUUUUUUUUUAAUCGCAUGUAUGAGGUUAUGUUUUAUGUAUGUCUGUGUUGUAAAUGUAUCGAGGAGUUACUGCAUUAAAUGAAUAAUGGAAGCAAUCUGCAUUCUGAGCAGUGGUACCAGCCUAAAUAUAUUUUUCAAACCUACAAGUUUAAGUGAGAGUUGCUCUGAAGCUACUUUUGCUUCCAUACAAUUUAGCUGUGAGGACCUUUAAAAAAAAUGGGAAGGGAAUUCAUCAUUCUCAACCAAGAGUACUUUUUCACAUUCCCUGUACCUCGUUAAAACCAGUGUAUAACUUAGGACAAAAAUGGAAGGGAAUUUCCUGUUAGGAAUUUCAUCCUUCCUUAUCAGUUUUUGACCUUAGUGUACUGGCUUACCAUUUGACAUUUCUUUUUGUUCUUGAGCCCCUGAAAUGAUGAAUAAUAGCUUCUUGCCCUGAAUCAAAAUACCUGUGUUUGUCCCAGCACCCCACAUCCUCUGUAUGACCUUGGGCAAGUCACUAAACUUCUCUUGAGCCCCAGUUACUGAUCAGUAAAAUAAGGAGGUUAGAUUACAUGAUCUCUGAGAUCCCUUCCAGAUUCUGUGACUAUGAAGGAAUUUGGGAAUAUGAAAAUGACUCUUCAGAAGACAUAAUAAUCCCUGCUAUUUAUGUGGAAUAUAGUUUGUACCUGAUCUCUUCAACCUUGUUUAUGUACAUCAUUGUGGAUUUUUUCCUCCUCAGGUAAAUUUAUUGUGGAAAUGAAAAACAUUUCCUUUUUAAUAUUGAAACCAAAUCAUGUUUGCAGUGUUUUAAAACUGUGGUUUUCUGUAUCAAAAAUUUACUUUAAGGUUCUUCUUCUGUUAUCCCAGCUGUUCCUCUACAGUAUAAUCAUUGUUGUCUUUUUCUUGCUUUUCUUUGCAUUUAACAGAUUUCAUGCUAAGGAAGAUUCACAGUGUUUGGGUUGCUGUGAUUGGUUCCCUGCUCUCCCCCUGCCCUCCCAUACACACACAGUAGGGUCUUUGAUGGUAGGCCAGGACAAUAGAAUAGAGUCACAAAGUCAUUGUCAACUUCCUAGCAGGUACCCUGGAGUCAGAUGCACACUGUAUUCCUUACUUUUCAUCCUUUUACUCUGUCCAGUUUUGUUCUCCCCUACUCUUUCUUGCUUCUUAUUUGACAUUCCUCCAAGUAGCAUUCCCAUUGGAGACUCUCUUGAGCAGUUAAAGUAAAAAAUUCCUUCCCUAGUUUACAGUUAGUGUCCAGGACACAAAGAAUUUCUUCUAUAAAAUUUGAUUGAUGUGGGGGCUUCCUUCAUAGACAUUGUUCGUUGUAAUAUUCAUAAACGUUCAACUGAAAAGUUACCCUAGCCUAAUUUUGCCUCUGUUCAACUGAUUUAGAUUUCUAAAGGAUCUUGUGGUGAGAGUGCCAAGUCAGUCCAAAUUUUUCUUAAAAGCGCUUUAGUCAGUAAUGGCAAUAGGCAAACUAUAGUAUCUAGGAUAAGUGGUAAUUGUGCUCUUCACUAAACCCCACCACAUAAACCUUUAUCCUUUCUUUCUUGUUUUCAUCCUGUUUUUCUUUCUUUAUAAUAGGCUUAUCCCUGCUGUCAUCACCAAGGGGCAUCUGUGAAGGCAUUAUUUUAUUGCCCCCAUUUUGAAACUUUGUGGAGCAAAUGGCUAUUUUAAUUAGGCUGAAUUCAUAGAUUGAAGAAAGGCCUGUUCAGUGGCUCUUGUCAGCUAAAAACAACACUGAUAGAAUUAAGAAUUACUAUAUUUAUUUAUACUUUGGCCUCAGAAUUGGGUGUCCAGCAAAUAGUCACAUAAUUACUUUUCUCAGCUCCUAUUUCUCAACUAUUUGGCCCCAGUUCAUCAUUAACAAAGAACUUCGUGUGAUGAAUAAUACUCUCCUGGCCUUGAUUAUUAUAUUUUCAUAUGAACUUUCAUGUAGGGUGUGAAUUUCUCAUCCUUCUUACUGGACAACUUCUCUACAUCAAGUGAAUAUAAUAAAUUCCCUUUGUUAUAUACCUCUCUGCUAACUUAGAGGGGCUUGGGGGCUAUUUUUAUUCCCAGGAACUGCCUUGUAUCCAGACACUUGAUUUAAAAGAAUCAUUUCAGUAACUGUACCUUUGUUGAAUCUGUGAAACCUUUUUAGGUUUGGGGGCAUUUUUUUGUUUCUUUGGUGGUUCUUUGUUUUUCCUUUUUAAUGUCCCUAAAUGGUUAUAGCUAAAAAUUUCUUCAACAUUAAAUAAAAUUUGGGAGCAGGAUGAACCUGGCUUUUUUUUUUUUCCCCUCACGAGGACUUGCCAAAACUCAAUUCUUUAGACAACUGGUUUUAUCCUUAAAACUAUUUGGCAAAUCUGAGAAACCAAAUCUAAGAUUAUGUGAUAGUUUUUAUACUUUGCAUGGUGAUGUAAUGGCUAUGACGACACCACCUGGCAGAGAAUUCUGAUUUAGACAUUCUUCUUCAUGCUUACCCCCAUAUUUCUCUACGAAAACAUCAUUUUUUUCUCAUUAGAAGAGAGACCUAAUAAAACGUUCUAACCUUGCAUUUUAAAAGCAGCAGUAGUUAGUAAGAGGCACAAACUUUCUUCUGAGGGAAUAUUAGCCUGACCAAUGCUGUAUUUUUAACUGAUUUACAGAGCAUUGUUUGCUGUUAAAGACUCCAAUGACACAUUACUCCCUGAACAAAGCAGUUGAAAUUAGCAAAAGAAUGUAUGACCAGCAUUGAGGUCAUAGUAGAUACACUGACAGUGAAAGAAGGAAGGUAUUCUAAAGCAUUUGUGCUUUAAGCAUGAAUUACAUUCACCUUUACUUUCAAGCCCUAAAGCUCUGUUGCAGGGAAAGUCCAUUGUGGUAGCUUCAUAUUUCAUGACCUCCAAAAAUAAAGGAGCAUGGUAGAACAACAAAAUCAUCUAUGCCAUUAAAGAUAAUUCAGCUUCAAGUCCAAGUUGUUAACAAGUGUGUUUAGUCUUAAAUUUGUGUUUUCAAAAAGAAUGCUUUAGAAGUGGUUUUCUUCCAGAGCUGUCAAGAACAAAAUUCAAAACUCUUAAAUCAAUUCUUAUAGUAGGAAACUGCCCUGUUUUGAGUGGUAAUGGUGCCAGCACUACCAAGGAAAGUGGAGUUCUUUGAGCCCAGGGAUCGGCAGUGAUUAUGAGGGAAAAGCACUUUUAUUUUCUUUAGAAACAUAACUAACAACUUAGAAGAUAAUUCAGAAUGGCUUCCUCCUCCUCCCAAACCUUUCUACCUAUUGAGUGAAGUUGAACCAUUUUACUUUAUAAGGAGACUUAUCUGGUAAUUUGUGUUUCUAGGUCCAUGUUUGACAUGACCUUAUAAAAAUGGAUUUAUUAAAAUAAUGUGUUCUUUUAAAAAUGUUACUGGUAUCUUUUAUUUUUAUACUUUCAUUUCUAAACAUCUCCCUUCCCUUCCCUGGAGAAGCCAACCUUUGUGCAAAAAAAGUUUUUAACAGCCUGAAGAGGGCUAUAGGAGACUCAAAAACCUCAUAUCUAUGUGUGUCAAAGUGAGUAGUUUGCCAGGUUUAUGUAUAGGUUAUGUGAAUAUUGCUUAAAAAUGUAAAGUUUUUCCCAGGAUUUGGGGGCAUGUCUGAAGAAAUUUCUGGCCAAAAUUUUCUUUUCUUGGAAAGGAUUUUAAAGAAAUAAUGGCUACUAUGCUUGAACAUUGUGUGCCAAGAUUCUCCCAGCAAUCCUGAGCCCAGAACCAUCACAGAUGGACUGAAGCUAUUAGACAUGCUGACUACUUGUCUCUAAAUUCUGAAACUUUGAUGGAAAUAGAAGCUUUUUUUCUUUUGUGUCUCUCCAACAUCACUUUUGAGUUCUCACUUGUUUUUUAAAAGUUUCUCUCCUAGUCACAGUAAAUUAGGUGCUUCCUGAGGUGUGGGUGUAUCUUUAUGAAAUUUUUGAAAACUAGAUCUUCCCAUAUAUCCCCUUAAGGUAAAAGUCAUCAGAGAUAAAAUCAGAUCUGAGAAGAUUCAAAUUUGACCCCUCUUUCUCUCUCUCUCUCUCUCUCUCUCUCUCUCUCUCUCUCUCUCUCUCUCUCUCUCUCUCUCUCUCUCUCUCUCUCACACACACACACACACACACACUCAUUCAUACACACACACACACAUACACAUAUAUAUGUAUAUAUAAAAUGAAUUUUUGAAAUAAUUUACUUGUGAGAUGUCCCCUAAAGUAAUAGUAUUUAAUUUUUUAAUUAUAUCCUCUAGUUCUGUCAUCUCAUAAAUAUUAACAAUGUAUUUGUCAUUCUUGCCUCUUGAAAGUAAAUAAAGCUGUUUUUAAAAGGCUAGUUUUCUUAUAUAACUAGUGCUGAAAUUGAUAGAGUAGAUGUUAGUUUCAUUCUUGCAGAUAUAGAAAUUCCAUUGCUUUUAAGAAAAGUUUGAAGAAUAUUGUUUUUGAUUGUUUACUAACUGGCCUUGUACCUGAUAAAAACAAGAUUUUGGAAUUGGGUUUUUGUUUGUAUAUUGUUUCUGCAAAAUAUGUAGAAAAAUGUCAUUCUCCAUUUGUUUUGAAGACUUGUGAACAUCUUGGUGACCACAACUGAUCAUGUAGCUUUCUGUUUCUACACAGGAUUAUUUUGAGCUCAUUUUAUUUGUAAUCUUAUUUUAAGCUUUGUAGUAUUUAUAAAUUGCUUUAGAUAUUUUUGUUCUUUGUGUUUUUUAAGCUCUCUGAAAUCAAAUGGAUACAUCCAGCAGUGUAAGUAGGUCCUCCUAGAAAAAAAUUAAGUACUCUGGCCAGACAGCAGAAUGAAGCCUUAAGACUACAUAGAGGUUGAAUGAUGAUGAUACAAUAAAAUACAUUGGUCCUGAAGGACAACUCCGUCAAUAACCAUAUCUUAUUACCAAGUCCAUCUGGCUAUUUUUUUCCCUGUAUUUGUAAGAUUGAGCUGUUUUGUUUUGUGUUGGUUUUUUACCCAGUGGCAUUGCUUCAGUACAGUAGGGCUUUCUACAAACUUAAAUCUGAAGCUUGAAACCUGGAAUCCUAGCCUUGCAGAGCUUCACUGAAACAUGGUCAGAAACCUCAUGAAAUCCACAUAUCUUUCAGACCUGGGAAAGGAAACUGAAUAUGUCUUUAUAAUGUUGUCUUAAUUCUGAAAGGGCUUAUUAGGCAUGCUACCAAUUUAGAGAAAAAUGAGGAAAGGAUUAAAAAGCUUUCUUGGUCUAUCAGUUCCCAAAGGAGAAAGACUGAGGUAUGUUUGUCUAUAGUCAAUUUAUUUCAAUCUUUAAUACAUUUUUCUGUUAGAAAAUAUAAAGUCACUUAAAACUUAAAAUUCAGUGUGCCACCCAUCUGUGUGGCUUAGGAUUUAUGCUCAAUACUGAGAGGGGAAAUCAAAUUGACUAGUUUACAGGAUGAAAGGUACUAAGCAUGAAAGGCUGCAGGUGCUCUUCUAUCUCAUUUUUAUAUCUGGUUAUGUAUUGCUUUCAUUAUAGAUUGAAUUGUCUGCCCUUGUGUUUUUUGUUUGUUGUUUUGCUCAGCUAUGGCUUCCUUUGGUGUUUACAUCCAGUUUUGAGCCCCCUUAGCCUCUCUUGGACCAGUCACCAAGCAUAUGCCUGGCCAAGAUUUCAUUUUGAUGGGGACAAUUCAUACUCAACAAGAAGUCUAGAUGGUGAAUGCAGGUAACCCUUAGAAUGAUGGGGUUGAAAGAUGGCAUAAAAAAUAACUUGUCCAACUUCUAACAUUUAAAACUGUGAAAACAAAAACACAGACAUGUCUUUAAUUCUUAUAAUUCGUGGUCCUGUGGUACUUGCAAAAAAUGAAUACAUUUUCAUGUCUUUGAAAAGUAAGGUUCAAAUCAUGCUGUAAGUGUGGGAAUGUGAUAUUGUAUAUCUUUGUCAUGUAUGUACAUAUGUGUAUAUAUAUAUGUUUAUACAACAGGUAUGUCAGUAUUGUUGCUAUUAUGUAGUAAAGCAACAGUUAUAAUAAAACUUGGCUCUAAAAUUACUUUCUUCAAACUCUUGCCCUGCAAAAAUGGAAGCAAGGAUACUGCCCUUAGGUGAAAUUUUUUCUAGCUUCAAGAUGUCACACCUGUUGUGUAAAUAGAAUGUUUGAAUGAAAGAAAUCCAUGACAGACUGGAGAACCUUUGCCAUUAGUUUACAUGUAGAUUCCCCAGGCUUCUCCCUGGUAUUUGACUAGAUGCAUCCCAGGAAAGGAGAGGCUUAGGUUCAUCUUUUUCACUGUAUUGUCCAGCCACUCAUUCUGCUUUCAGGGAGUAACUACUAUUUGGAGUAUGGUUGGUGGGCUUUAAGAACUGGAAAUGAGUUGCAUUGUGUACAGUAGUGGUAAUUGUCACUUAUUAUCACCAUCUUUUUUUUUUUUGGUCUGGAGCACAAAAUAGCUUCAAGGCCUUAAAGUUCUUCCUGGUGUGAACAGAUUCACACACAAAGCACAUUUGAGUUUUGAGUGAAUUCCUCUCUGGGUCCACAAGAUGUGAAAUAUAGGGGAGACUAGAGAGCUUCCCUUCUCCUAUUACUCCUCUUCCUUCCUCCCUUACCUCAAACAUCAAAACCUGUUUUAUUUUUGAUGAAAUCCAUGAGCUGUCUAACUUGUCACCUUAAUAAAAGCACAUGGCACAUGAUUUAGGUGGGAUGGCCAACAGGCAAUCUUGGCUCUUCCAUUUCCCUUUUGUCCAAACCUCACACCCCACCCCACCCAACUUUGGGAAAGAAACUGGGCAAGGGAAGUGGAUAUUUUACAUAUCCAAAACAGUAGGAAGGAGAGGGUUCUUAAUUUUUUUAGUAUAAGUCAGGCCCUGAGUCAAAAUGAUGGGAAGGUGUUUUGCAUUUGUAUUUCAAUUCUGGAUAUGAGAAAUCUGAGAUGUAAAAAAAAAAAUAAAUGAAACCCAAGUAUAAAUGCAUCUGAAAAGCAAUUAUAUAUAUAGACAUAUAUUUUGUUAUGUUACGAAAGGACCAUAAUUUGAAUUGUAUGUGAGUAGAUGUGGCUGUCAGAACUUUGUGGAUUGUAACACUUGAUACUACUGAGUUCCUGUACAUACAUGAGGUUAAAGCCGAAGGAAUUAUUUUAUGGUUUAGCAUGGUAAUUUAUGUAUUGUAUGUCUGAAUAUCCACUAAAAUAAAGAUUGCUAAAUUAUCUAUCUGAAACUACUGUUGUAAAAUAAAUGUUUUCAAUGCA
This is a messenger RNA of Monodelphis domestica (gray short-tailed opossum), 8361 nucleotides long. It is a transcript of the gene DNAJC5, whose product is annotated as DnaJ heat shock protein family (Hsp40) member C5. The record is from RefSeq and is a predicted model, not a curated record. NCBI's taxonomy places the organism in Eukaryota, Metazoa, Chordata, Mammalia, Didelphimorphia, Didelphidae. Gene Ontology annotation, biological process: regulation of synaptic vesicle cycle. Gene Ontology annotation, cellular component: membrane; intracellular membrane-bounded organelle; presynapse.